Messenger RNA from Dermacentor albipictus, 1057 nucleotides. RefSeq lists its product as uncharacterized. The record is from RefSeq and is a predicted model, not a curated record. NCBI's taxonomy places the organism in Eukaryota, Metazoa, Arthropoda, Arachnida, Ixodida, Ixodidae.
CAGCGCAGGGAUGCGUGAUAUGUAGGUGAAGCGAAGUGAGCCCUUGCUGACAACGGCCAGACUUUCCCGCUGCUAUCGUGCGCCAUUUUUUAUAUUUUUAUCGCGGCUUUCACUCUGCGAUAGGCCGCCCCGUGCGACAAUUGCAAUCACAUGAAUUGUCGCUCGCAUAGUGUCUCGAGAUAAUAAAUCAACCUUCCCAAAGUUGCUUCAUACCAUCGGAAGCACUAGCAGACAAGAGCUUAGUCCUUCCGCUAGUUAGUGUCAACGAUGCGGCUCGCAGUUCUAGCUGUGCUCUGCGCUGGUGGAAUUGACCCAUUUCGAAAAAAUUUGUGGAGCCGCGACAUUCACAUGCGGACGGAUUCCCAGCGAAGCUGUUUAGGCAGCACACAUCAUGGAAUCGUGCCAUGUGUGCCACAGUGCAAGAGGCGAACGAUUUCAUGGACACCGUGUUGCAGGAACGGAUGCAGAAGUACGCCGAAUUGGACCCGAUGAACGCCCCAGAGCGCUACACGAAACUGGGAAACUUUAUCCGCAGCGACUGGACAGCGAACAUCAGAGACGUGAAGGUGAUAGGUCUGAGCAAGGUGAACCGGUCCGGCGACUGUGCCGAGGCCAAGACGCUGCCGUCCGGACGCGUGUUGGUGCUGUGCAGUCUUCUCCUCGACAACCUGGCGGUCCAGUUCACGUCGCACCAGCGCUAUCUGGGUGGUCGGCCGGACGUGUUCGGCGUGACGGCCACGUUUUCCCCGACUCUGGCUUCGCUUCGCGCCGAGAUCGGGGCUCGCCGCUUCCCCGACGUAAAGCUGACCGUGCGCAGCAAGCUCGAGCCGGCGCUAAAGUAUACAAACCUCGGUAACCUAACCGAGAACGGAGCCAUGAAAUUCGGCUACGCGUUCGCCUCUUCGGACAUACUGCAAAGGAAGCUGAAGAAAGACUAUGUCGACUACCUCGCCGAAGCUAUGGUGGGCGUUCCAGUGCCGUACGCGAACAAUCUAUGAAGCACUUCAAGGCGAAACAGGGAGGCGCUCAAUAAAGUUACAUUUUGUUGCGUAUUGAA